AUGGACUUCGACAAGCCCCUGGACCAGGCUCAUGAGGACAGAAAGGGAUCGCAACUCCGAGCGAUGCGACAUCAAUCAGUGGCAUCUCGGCGUCUGAGUGAAGCCCAGGCCAUGAAAUUGGCAGAGGACGACACCGCCAUCGUCGACGAGGAAAUUGCAGAAUUCGAGGCCGAUCUGGAGGCACGGCCGGUCAAGAGCACCUUUCUCAAUCCGCAAAUCUCAUUCAAUGACCCCCGUCACUUCACCUGGCUCCUCGUCGGGUUUGCCUCGAUGGGCGGCAUGCUCUCCGGCCUUGACCAGAGUGUUAUCUCUGGUGCUUUGCUCUACAUGCCCGACGAUCUACAUCUGAGCACGUCCCAAGUCAGUUUGACCAGCUCUGCUGUACCCCUUGGCGCCAUUGGAGGUGCUCUCAUUCUGGGUCCCAUCAACGAGCUGGUCGGUCGAAAGAUGGCGAUUAUCAUUGCCUUGAUCCUCUACACCAUCGGCGGCGCGCUGGAAGCCGGUGCGAUUAACUUUGGUAUGAUUGUGGGCGCACGAGUGGUCCUCGGCAUGGGUCUCGGUCUUGAAGGAGGUACCGUUCCCGUCUACGUUGCAGAAUCGGUCCAGAAAAAAUACCGCGGCAACCUGGUCAGCCUGUACCAAUUCAUGAUCGCCUUUGGAGAGGUCAUCGGCUACGUAGUCGCUGCUAUUUUCGUCAACGUCCCGUCCGGAUCCUGGAGGUAUAUGCUUGGCUCGUCCCUGGUCUUCAGCACCAUUAUGCUCGUGGGUAUGCUCUUUAUGCCCGAAUCCCCACGAAUGCUGCUGCACAAGGGCAAGAUCCUGGAAGCGUUCGCCGUGUGGAAACGCAUCCGAGGCCUUUCCAGCGCCGAAGAUCGCAAGGAGUUCUUCAUCAUGCACCAUGCCCUCGAUGCUGAGAUCCACGAGGGUGACGCAGAGCGCCGGAGAUUUGUUUGGCUUGAUUUCUUCACCAAUCCCCGUGCACGACGAGCCAUCGUUUACGCAAAUAUCAUGAUCGCGCUUGGCCAGUUGACCGGGAUCAAUGCAAUCAUGUACUACAUGUCAACCCUGAUGUCCCAGAUUGGAUUCGACAAGAAGCAGUCCGUCUUCAUGUCCCUCGUGGGAGGUGGAUCUCUCCUCCUAGGCACCAUCCCCGGUGUGCUGUACAUGGAAAAGUUCGGCCGUCGCUUCUGGGCCAACACUAUGCUCCCCUGCUUCUUCAUCGGCCUCAUCUUUGUCGGCGUCUCGUACCAGCUGCAUUCGGUCACCGCCACGGAAGGGAUGUACCUCACGGGGAUCAUUCUGUACAAUGGCUUCUUUGGGUCAUACGCGUGCCUCACUUGGGUCUUGCCCAGCGAGGUCUUCCCCACAUACCUACGAUCCUACGGUAUGGAGUCCACCGACAUCAACCUCUUCUUCGGCAGCUGGUUGGUGACCUACUUCUUCUCCGACAUGCAGCGGGCGAUGACCAAGACCGGGCUGACACUCGGCUUCUACGGAGGCAUCGCGGUGCUCGGCUGGAUCUAUCAGCUUCUGUUCAUGCCCGAGACGAAGAACAAGACCCUGGAGGAGAUCGACCUCAUUUUCAGCCAGCCGACCGGCCAGCUUGUGAGACAGAAUAUGCGAAAUGUCGCCCGCGGCAUGAGUGAUAUUGCACAUUUCAGAUUUGGCAAGAUCCUCUCACCGGUGGAAGAGAGUCAUGAGGUGGAACGGCACAUCGACGAAAUCAAGGCGUAG
Fonsecaea erecta is the source of this 1734-nucleotide messenger RNA. Its product is annotated as MFS transporter, SP family, major inositol transporter. Gene Ontology annotation, molecular function: myo-inositol:proton symporter activity. NCBI's taxonomy places the organism in Eukaryota, Fungi, Ascomycota, Eurotiomycetes, Chaetothyriales, Herpotrichiellaceae. Gene Ontology annotation, biological process: transmembrane transport. Bases 1 to 1734 code for a protein of 577 amino acids. The transcript is spliced from 3 exons. The record is from RefSeq and is a predicted model, not a curated record. Gene Ontology annotation, cellular component: membrane.